Fonsecaea nubica is the source of this 1695-nucleotide messenger RNA. RefSeq lists its product as hypothetical. The coding region runs from base 1 to 1695 and encodes 564 amino acids. The record is from RefSeq and is a predicted model, not a curated record. The transcript has a single exon. Gene Ontology annotation, cellular component: mitochondrial matrix. Gene Ontology annotation, molecular function: isocitrate lyase activity; methylisocitrate lyase activity. NCBI's taxonomy places the organism in Eukaryota, Fungi, Ascomycota, Eurotiomycetes, Chaetothyriales, Herpotrichiellaceae.
AUGCCCCGAUAUUUGUCCUCGUUACCCGCAGUGAACCCUCCCGUGUCCACUUCACUACCUUCCGACUCGUUUCAACUUCUCUCGACCGAGGACAAAGCUGGCGACGCAGAAGACGUUUUGUUCAAGCAACAAGUAGAAGAUGUGAAGGCAUGGUGGGCAUCACCGAGAUACAAGGGCAUCAAAAGACCUUACAGACCAGAAGAUGUUGUGAGCAAACGAGGGACGUUGCAGCAGGUAUACCCUAGCUCACUCAUGGCGAGGAAACUCUUCAAUUUGUUGGAAGAGAGAGCAGCCGAGGGCAAGCCAGUCCACACCAUGGGAGCAAUUGAUCCCGUCCAGAUGACGCAGCAAGCGCCCAACCAAGAGAUUCUCUAUGUAUCGGGCUGGGCCUGCUCAUCCGUUCUCACGACCACAAAUGAGGUUUCGGCAGACUUCGGCGACUAUCCUUAUAACACGGUUCCUAAUCAAGUUCAGCGACUGUUUAAAGCUCAGCAACUCCACGACCGCAAACAUUUCGACGCGCGGCGGAAGAUGACUGCGGAAGAACGGAAGAAGACCCCUUAUAUCGACUACAUGAGACCUAUCGUUGCAGAUGGAGACACCGGGCACGGUGGAUUGUCUGCCGUGAUCAAGCUGGCGAAGCUCUUCGCCGAGAAUGGUGCUGCGGCAGUGCAUUUCGAGGACCAGCUCCACGGGGGCAAGAAAUGCGGUCAUUUGGCAGGGAAAGUGUUGGUACCUGUGGGCGACCACAUCAACCGCCUCGUCGCCGCAAGAUUUCAAUGGGAUAUGAUGGGCAGCGAGAACCUUGUCAUUGCCCGAACUGACUCGGAGAGUGGCAAACUACUCUCCAGCGCCAUCGACGUGCGGGAUCACGAGUAUAUCCUUGGUGUAACCGAAGACACCGCUCCGCUGGCCGAGGUUCUCCAGGAAAUGGAGCUGAACGGAGCAGAUGGACCAGAAGUGGACAAGUUUGAAGCUGAAUGGGUCAAGAAGCACAAGCUGGUCACCUUUGACGAAGCUGUCGAAGCCCACAUCAAAGCUGAAGGCGGAGAUGCCUCGGAAUAUCUCGCCAAAACCAAGGCAGAUCGCAACAUGUCCCUCUCAUCACGCCGCAAACUCUCUUCUCAAUUCACCAAGUCGCCCGUGGGUUGGUCUUGCGACGUCCCUCGAACUCGCGAAGGUUUCUACCAUUACCGAGCGGGCAUUCCUGCUGCAACCAAGCGUGCCAUUGAGUUCGCCCCUUAUGCGGACCUUCUCUGGCUGGAGACUGCCGACCCCAGCGUGUCGAAAGCUGCCGGUUUCGCUCGGGAGAUCCGUGAGGCCUACCCUGGCAAAAAGCUUGUCUAUAAUCUGAGCCCGUCGUUCAACUGGAUGGGUCAGGGCUUCAACGAUACUUCGCUCAAGUCAUUCGUAUGGGAUCUUGCCAAGGAAGGCUUCGUGCUUCAGCUGAUCUCCCUUGCCGGACUCCAUUCCACGGCCACGAUUAGCGCGGAGCUGUCGCGAGGCUUUAAGGAAGACGGAAUGCUCGCCUAUGUCAAGCUGGUCCAGAGUCGGGAGAAGGAGCUUGGGGUUGAUGUUCUCACUCAUCAGAAGUGGAGUGGAGCGCCAUACAUCGAUGGAAUUAUUGGCGCCAUUCAAAGCGGCAGCAGUUCUAGCCGGAGUAUGGGUGAAGGCAAUACAGAGGCAGGCUUCUAA